Molecule: messenger RNA, 6570 nt
Organism: Betta splendens (Siamese fighting fish)
Lineage: Eukaryota; Metazoa; Chordata; Actinopteri; Anabantiformes; Osphronemidae
Gene: cemip2
Product: cell migration inducing hyaluronidase 2
Exons: 24
Coding region: 784-4977 (1397 amino acids)
Source: RefSeq, a predicted model, not a curated record
GUUACCUGUCAAAGUUUAAAAAAGCAAGUUCACGCUACAUGGGAAUCCGUUUAGUUGACGUUUAAAAAUGCGUCACUCGUGCCAUGAGUUCCUCCAGGUCUCCGUUAUAUAGUCUUGUAUAGUGUUACGUUGUUAUGCAGCUCAGUAAUGUAGUCAUCCAAUAGCUGAAGUUGUGCCGGUGUUUAUUAUACUGAGUUAAUUAAGUAGACACGCGUUCCGCUUUAGUUCGUACAGUAGAGGGUGAUUUUACAGCUGAGGAAUGUGUGAUGGUGCCCCCCCCACAUCUGGUUGAUAUUCGGUAGCGCUGACAUCAGGACUGAACGCGAGGAAAUACACAGAGGUCCACGGGGACGCGUGAUCCGUGUCAUUGGCGGAAUCACCGAGGAGCCGUGUGGGGAGUCAGUCCACGGCCCCCCACGCUCUGUCACGUCACGCGGUAGCAGCGUCUCCUGCGGAGGAACGUGAACCCGGGGGUCGUAAAGGGCGAUGAAGGCCGACGGUCUCCCACUCCCACUGAGGCCGCGUGAAGCACGGGGCGUGGGAAUGAGCGCGGAGGGCGAGCCUUUGUUCAAGCCCCGCGGAGGAAUGUCUGGAUCUUUGAUGGGAUAAUUCAGCUUGAAGUGGCCGAAGCUGCUGCUGUCGAGCCGUGAUUUUACUGCCACUCCACGAAGAACCGAGCCCCUGUUGAGCAGAUCGUGGUUGAACGCGGCUCUGUCGGUGGGCUGAAGAGGGCUGUUGUGUUCUGGCUUGAAAAGGGAGAGAGAGAAAUUGUCUCCCUUGACAAUGGCAGAAGACGCGCUCGCGAUGCCGACCAGUGAUGGCUCCGGCCACUACCCGGCGUUCGUGGCUCCGCCCCGCGGGACCCACCAGAGGUCCCCCGGCUACGUCCCGGGGCGGGUCGCUCCGGUGCGGAGGCCGCCGCCGACCAAAGCGCCGCCGCCUCCGCCGGCCAAGCCUCACGGACGGCCGCGGGCCCCGCACGCCGCGUCGAUGGAGGCCCCGGGCCGACAGCGGCUCCAGAUCCUCCAGCAGAGGCGCAACACGCUCAUCUGCUGCGGCGUCUCCGCGGCCGCGUUCCUCCUCGCGCUCAUCCUCGUCUUCAGCCUCGCGAGGCGACACGUGCUGGACGAGAACUGUCCAGACCACAACCUGUCUCUCGCUAGCUGGAACCCAGGACACCGCCCGGAGGAGCCCGUCGUAGUGAAGAGGGGGCAGAUGUUCCGACUGGAGUCCUCUGCCACAUUCCAGUCUCUAACCAUCCAGUCGGGAGGUCGGGUCGUCUUUGCAGACGAUGCCGACGGCUCCCUGAACAUCACCGUCCGAACGCAUCACAUCCUCAUCGAAGGAGGCGGCGCGCUCCACAUCGGCGGGCCCAGGUGCCGCUACCGCUCCCGCGCCACCGUCGCCCUGCUGGGCCGCUCCGACGCCGCGGCGCCGGCGCCCGUCCCCGGCCUGGGCCGCAAGUUCAUCGGCGUGCGGGCCGGCGGCACGCUGGAGAUGCACGGCGCCGAGCGGCUCUCCUGGACCCUGCUGACCCGCGGCGUCCCCGCCACCGGGCUCGCCGCGGGCGGCCACGCCUUCGAGCGCAACUUCUCGCGCGGCAUCAACGUGCGCGUGGUGGACCAGGACACGUCGGAGGUGCUGCUGCGCGAGCGCUACGACACGCACGAGUCCCGCAACGACAGCCAGCGGCUCACGCGGCUGCUGCGCUCGCUGCCGCGCGGGCGCAUCGUGGCGCUGGCCGUGGGCGACUCGGCCGUCAAGAACCUGAUGAAGGAAACCAAGGAGGCUAUUAGGGAGACGCUGGGCAGCAGCUACGUGGACCAGCUCCAGUUCAGGCAGGCGUGGGCUUUGGUGUCGGUGGUGGGCGGCGGUAACGGGUCGUGCUCCGAAGAGGUGAGAGAGCACGAGAACCAUGACACCGGGGGAAGAGCUCUGGCGAGGCGCAACUUCACCACCGUGGACGGGGUGGGCUUCUCCGUGACCGCCUACAGCGAGUGGAAAACCGGUUUUCCUACCUCAGGCUUCCAGGUGGAUGCUGUGGACCAGGUGGUGCUGAACCUGCAGCAUGAAGUGCAGCAGACCUGGAAACCUGGGGAUCGCAUCGUCGUUGCCAGCACAGACUACUCCAUGCAUCAGGCUGAAGAGUUCACCCUUCUUCCCUGUCCUCACUGCACCAGCAGGCAGGUCAGAAUACAAGGGAAGCCUCAGUAUAACCACGUUGGAGAGAUCAUCGAUGGAGUUGACAUGCGCGCUGAAGUGGCUCUGCUCUCCAGAAACAUCCUCAUCCAUGGAGAAAUGGAGAAGUCCUGCUAUGGGAACAACUUGUGUCAGUUUUUCAGCCAUGACACCUUUGGAGGCCACAUCAAGAUCCUUGGAAACUUCUCGUCAGUGCAUCUGUCUCACGUGGAGCUGAAGAACAUGGGUCAGCAAGCAGUGAUGGGAGCCUACCCUGUGCAUUUUCACUUGUGCGGGGAUGUUGACCAGAAGGGAGGCUACCAGGAGCCCACCUACGUGGAUGGGCUGUCCAUACACCACUCGUUCUCACGCUGUCUCACCGUCCACGCCACCAACGGGCUGAUGGUGAAGAAUACUAUAGGUUAUAACACCUUGGGUCACUGUUUUUUCCUCGAGGAUGGGAUUGAGCAGCGGAACACUUUCUACCACAACCUUGGCUUGCUCACUCAGCCUGGAACGCUGCUGCCCACUGACCGCAAUGAGACCUUUUGCACCAGCAUUAAGGACAAGGUCUACAAGGACUACACCCCGUCACCUAGCACAGACUGCAAGGCAGUCUCAACAUUCUGGAUCGCCAACCCAAACAACAACCUCAUCAGCAAUGCAGCUGCAGGUUCUCAGGAUGCCGGCAUAUGGUUUAUUUUCCACAGCUCCUCCACCGGUGACUCUCACGGUCUGAUACCAGAGACCAAGGCAGAGCUUACGCCACUGGGGAUUUUUUACAAUAACCGUGUCCACUCCAACUUUAAGGCAGGACUGUUUAUUGAUAAGAGAGUGAAGACCACUAAUGCAAGUGCUGCUGACCCCCGGGAAUAUCUGUGCCUAGAUAACGGUGCCAGAUUCCGGCCGCACCGGAAUGCUGACCCCAGCCGUCCGCGGGUGGCUGCAGUCAUUGACACACUGGUCUCCUUUAAGAACAACGACCUGGGAGCAUGGAUACGGGGUGGUGACAUCAUCAUUAAGAACUCUGCCUUUGCAGACAAUGGAGUUGGCUUGUCCUUUGCCAGUGAUGGUAGUUAUCCUAAGGAUGAAGGCUCCAGUCAGGAAGUGACACAGUCACUGUUUGUUGGUGAAAGUCAAAACAGAGGGAAUAAUGGAGGGCUGAAUAAGUACUGGGGUCAAGGAGGAGCUGAUGGAAAGAUGAGGACCCUGCCUAGAAACAGGACAUUCCCAAUCCGAGGUUUCCAGAUCUACGAUGGUCCAGUGCGGCUCACGCAGAGCACAUUUCGCCACUUUACCCCGACCGCAGAGCGCUACACCAGUGCAGUGGGGUUCAGCCUGAAGAACACCUGGCAGCUCACCCCACGAAACAACCUGUCGCAGCUCACCUUUCACCCCACCGUGGGUCUGCGGGCGUUCUUCGGCCAGGCUGGGCAGUGGUUUGACGAUAACGACCUGGACGGAGACAAAAACUCCAUCUUUCAUGAUGUCGACGGCUCAGUGACAGGCUACAGAGACACCUACGUUGGCAGAGCGGACAACUACCUGAUCCAACAUCCCGGAUGUUCCAACGUGUCCCAGUGGAAUGGUGUCAUCUGCAGUGGCCGCUAUUCUCAGGUGUACAUCCAGACGCAGGGCACGCCCAAUCUAGCUUUAUCCAUCAGCAGAGAUGAAUACCCUGACGCUCCGCUAGUACUGAGGGGGAUCAACAGCCAGACAGCGCUGUCUAAGCAAUAUCAGCCCAUUCUUAUGAUGAGCAAGAGCUAUACUUUGCACUGGAGUGGACCUGCUCCCAGAGAAGUGGUCCUCUCUCUCAUCAACUUUGAAAAAGAUGACUGGGUUCUAGUGGGAAUCUGUUACCCAUCAGACACCACCUUUCAGAUCAUGUCCGACAUCAACGAUAGGCAAAGCAACACCUUUGAUGACAUCACAGACUAUGGCACUGUGUCAUCCCUCUCAGAGUUGGAGAAGAGGCCAGUGGAACGAAAGUACUUCUUUGAUCAAACUGUUGGCUUGUUGUGGCUCUACCUUCGGGCUCGUCAUGGCCGCGACGGUCACAGCUACUGUUCAGUAAAAGGCUGUGAAAGAGUCAAAAUCACGGCCACUACAUCCGCUAAACAAACCUGUAACUGUACAGCCAAAGCCUACCCCAAGUACUCAAAGACCCCUUCCCUCGUGGUGCCCAUGCCACCGCUGGACAGUCGCCCCUGCAAAGGCUGCGGUGCCAAACAGCUUGUGUUUAGCAGUGAACCAUGGACCUCCUACCUCCAGACCCAAGUCAAGUCUCUCAGCAGCAAAGAGCAGCAGAGAGGAGAUGACAGCUCCUUUAUCACUGUGAAUGAGGUGACCAUGCCCUUGUCUACGCCUGGGUAUUUAUUGGUUUCAGUGGAUGCCUGCUCGGGAAAUGUCACAGAGAAAAAAAUAUUUCCCAAAGUGGAUGCGAAGAUGAAACAAUACCUAAUAAGUGGGAUACCGAAGAGGUCAAUAGUGCUCAUGGCAACACGUGGUCAACUAAAAGAUCUGACUGAUGUAGCACCAUAUCUGGACACCGUGUUUGGUUUGGCCAAAACUGCUGAUCUGCACAGUAAAGAAUGCCUGGCACUUUGGGGGUUCCGCAGAACGAACGAUGGGGCUCAUGCGCCUCCCUCGUGGGUUUCCCUUCGAACCGGACAGGGGGAUGACUUCCCGGGACUGCAGGAGCGAUACCUUCCUCUCUGUUUGGAGACGUACGGAUGUAAACCUGCCGCGGGUCAAACGCGCAGAGACCUGGAGCUGCUCAAAAAAGCCACAGGACUUUAAUGACCAAUGUGAACUACCAAAAGAUACACAAACACACACAGCCAGGUGAUAAAUGUGAGCUGCUGACCCUCUAAUUUAUUUGCAAUAGCAAAGAUGUUGGCCUAUGUUUAGUGAAAAGAAGGUUUAUCGUGACCGGGACGGGUUUUAUUUGUGACUUUGUUUGUGUGUGCAUGUGUAAGAAUGCCUUGGGGUCAUUGAGUCAAUGCACUUUCCUUUUAAAACACAACCUGCCUUAUCUGCCAAAGAGGUCAGAUGGAACUUCUGCAACACUGUAGCUCAGUUGUUUAUGAGGAAAAAGAGCAAAAAACAAGCCAAAGCAACUUUAACAUCUUUAUAUCAUUAAUAUUAUUUAUGAUGCGUUAAAGGAAAACAAUGAAUUGGAUUAAGUCUGAAAACAAAACACAACUACACACAAGAGGAGUUUAUGAAAUAAUUACAUUUCAUAUUAAAAUUGCAUUGCAUUGAAAAGAAGAAUGAUUAGAACUGAAAAUCAAAUGAGAAUCAUUAAAUGUUCUCAGGUCAAAAGGAAAUGAUGAAAAUCAAGUAAAUGGCAAGGUUAAGUUAAAAAUAAUGUCAGUUUAAUAUUAAACCGUGCAUUAGAUGUUUUAUACAAAACAUUGUAUAAGCAACCAUACCAAGCCAUAUCACAACAAUCCAGUGCUCUGGGUCAUUACUUUCUCUUGACCAACACUGUGAUGACUGGAAGCCGUGACCUGAUCAUCGAGCAGCUCUACAACUACAGACUCAAGCGCCUUUUUUGGAUCCUUGCGUGGUCUUACUGGAUGUUUUAUAGCACGUUUAUUUAUCUUUUCACAGUGAUGCUAAGAGAUAAAUCUGAUCUGUUGGCCACGUGCAGCACAGACAUACAGCAAACAGAUGUUUUCCUUUUGGUUUUUCUUUGUAUUGGGUUGAAUGUUUUGCCCUUUAUCUGCCUCAUUGGUGAUCUUUUUGUUUUCAGUAUUGCCAAAACCAUGUUAAUAUUGUUGAUGGACAUUAUGACAGUAUGAAGUCUUGACUAUGCAACAUGCUCACAGAUCAUAGCAGUUGUAACGUUUAGCCUUUACAGCAAAGAAUCUUUCAAAGGGUGUUUGGACGCGAGCAGGGCUCCCCCACUGAGGAAUGGUACAGAAAGUACCUGUGUGUGUGUGUGUGUGUGUGUGUGUGUGUGUGUGUGUGUGUGUGUGUGUGUGUGUGUGUGUGUGUGUGUGUGUGUGUGUGUGUGUGUGUGUGUGUGUGUGUGUGUGUGUGUGUGUGUGUGUGUGUGUGUGUGUGUGUGUGUGUGUGUGUGUGUGUGUGUGUGUGUGUGUGUGUGUGUGUGAGAGACCAGAAAGGACACACACUUUGUUGCCUUUUAACCACUCUACUGUUAAAAAGCAAAAAGAAACGAGAGGUUUUUCCAUCGAUUGUUUUUUGCCUAUUGUUGCUUUGAAGCUGCACAACCAGAGAUGAGGUGAGCUUUGUAAAUGGGAAGGUGUGACUUACUGGUUAAGUUAAACUCUAUGUGUAAUGGCAAAAUUUAGCAACUUCUUUCAACAUUGGAAUUUGGCAUUUCUUAUAAAAGUUGAAUUAAUAAACCUUUUUGAUGAAACCACA